Messenger RNA from Candidula unifasciata, 768 nucleotides. Lineage: Eukaryota; Metazoa; Mollusca; Gastropoda; Stylommatophora; Geomitridae. The record is from the annotation of a GenBank genome assembly.
AUGACUUCGUUUGACGAACCUUCCAUUUAUAAUUUACUGGAAGUUGAAGAAACUAAAGAGAUUAAACAAAAACGGUACAAUUCAAAGUUUCGACAGAAUAUUAAGGAGGAGUUCCAGACAGGUCAUGCUCAUUACAAGACAAUGGGUCCAGCAAAGGUCCCAGUACCUCAGCCUACAGAAUUUCUGAAAAAGCAUGAGAAAGAACCUCAGCUACCAAACAAAGAAAGCUUCCAUUACCCUGAUGAUGAUCACAGGAAGCCUCCAGUACCAAAGAUAAAUGAUGCACCUUUAAUGGGCCUCAAGACAACAAAGAACUUUAUCACCACAAAUGCUGUAGAGAAUAUCACUUCAGUCCCCAAGCAUCCAGUCAAGAGAAUUGUUGACACACGACGUGGUGACACCCAAAAUCUGAUCCCGUCUGGCCUUGAACCAGUUUAUGUGCAUAAAAAGGAAUUUGGUGAAGUUCCAGUGUAUCUGACCAAGCGAAGAGAAGAAGUGAAAAGGGCUCAAGAUGAGUAUGACCAAUAUGUUGCUGAAAGUUUCAAGCGUGGAGCACUGAGACAACUGACAGAGGAAGAACGUGGGGCCAUUCUUGAUGGUCUCAAGGCAAACUGGGAGGAUAUCCAGGAUCAGUAUCAAGGUUUGUCUGUGGUCACAGAUACAAUACCCAAGAAAUGCAGGAAGGAAAGACUAGAAGCCCAGAUGAAGCAGCUUGAGAAGGAUAUAGAAUUAUUUGAGAAACAUAAAAUCAUUUACAUUGGAAAUUAG